Molecule: messenger RNA, 1130 nt
Organism: Tripterygium wilfordii
Lineage: Eukaryota; Viridiplantae; Streptophyta; Magnoliopsida; Celastrales; Celastraceae
Product: probable calcium-binding protein CML11
Exons: 2
Coding region: 496-987 (163 amino acids)
Molecular function (GO): enzyme regulator activity; calcium ion binding
Source: RefSeq, a predicted model, not a curated record
ACAAGACGUGCACCAAUCACGGCAUUCACGCAUCUUCCUUUUGGAACUUUCCAUAUUUUGAUCAAUCGAUGAUCAACAUAUAUAUAUAUCUUCUUAAUUUUCUCCAAUGUUGAAUCUCAUUUAUUUAUUAUAUUUGUGAAUAUACAAAAUUUUCAAACAAAAAAAAACUAAUCCAAAUACUCUAUACAAACUAGUGAGAGAUCAGAUUUCUACAAUCUGUUGAAGACAACAAAACGCAUCGUAAUCUGGGUUCGUUUCUUUCUCAUUCUUUCUCUAUUAUGACUUUGUUCUCAUUCUUUUGCGUUCAUUGAUUCAAUCCCACAUCGCUGGAAGAUCCAGAAAUCCAAGCUUCUUUAUCAGGCCAAGAACUGGGGGAGAUCUUCAGAGCUAAAGAAUCUGAUCUACCAAACGAAAGUAUCAUUUACUGAUAUAACAUGGAGUUGACAAACUGAGAUUGUUAGAGAGAGAGAGAGAGAGAGAGAGAGCUUUGUGAAUAUGAGUAAGCAACCUCAAGUGAAGCUAGAUGAUGAGCAGAUCGCGGAGCUACGAGAGAUUUUCCGAUCAUUCGAUCGUAACAAUGAUGGAAGCUUGACACAGCUUGAGUUAGGAUCUCUUCUAAGGUCUCUAGGGCUAAAACCGAGCCCUGACCAACUCGAAACCCUAAUUCAAAAGGCUGAUACAAACAGUAAUGGUCUCAUUGAGUUCUCGGAGUUUGUGGCCUUAGUGGCGCCGGAGUUGCUUCCGGCCAAGUCACCAUACAGUGAGGAGCAGCUGGGGCAGCUGUUUAGGAUGUUUGAUAGAGAUGGAAAUGGAUUUAUUACCGCGGCAGAGUUGGCACAUUCUAUGGCUAAGUUAGGCCAUGCUCUCACCGCGGAGGAGUUGACCGGGAUGAUCAAAGAGGCCGACACCGAUGGUGAUGGGAGGAUCAGUUUUCAGGAGUUCUCAAAUGCAAUUACCUCUGCUGCUUUUGACAACUCCUGGGCUUAGUCUGUGCAUAUACAUUUAUUCACAUUGAAGAUUUUCUAAGUAUGAUUUUGUUUCUUGUUUCUGGGUUUUCAAACACUAUAUCUGAUCUGUUAUUGGUUUCUGUUUCUGUCAAUGUUUAUAUGUCUAUCUGAUAUCUUUUAAUG